AUGGCGCCAUCCGUCCAUCAGGUUGCCCAGAUCUUCGAAGAUCCCGAGCCUCAACAAAGAGGCCGAAGAGCGAACCACAAUCGAGGUCCCUCCGUGGGAGACGUCCUAAGAGGACGUCGGAAGGACAAUUGUAGUCCUACAAAGUCACAGACCCGGUCCAGUCGAGAAACUGCAAGUUCUGCCAGUCCACUUGGAGAGCGUCACAUCAACAGCCCACCUCAACCGAAACGAGUUGCAACCAAACGAGACGAUGAGCCCGCUCACCCUGCUGGUCCCCGUAAUCACAAGAAGACUGGGAGCUCGGUAUCGCUAAAAGGAAUUAUCUUGGGCAAAGAGAAGAGUGCAUGCAACGGUAGUGUUUCUUCCGACGAAGGGCGGACGAUCGACAGCAAGCUUAAGAAGGUCAAAUCAGCCGGCAACCUGUCUGGACUACUGAAACGGAGAUCAAAAAAGGAUCUCAGGGAAGAAGAUAAUAAUAGUAAUAACAACAACAACAACAACAACCAGGAAAAUUGCCCUCCGAAGACAACACCCGUCGAGAGUCCCACCUCUAUUUGGGCACAGUUUGCUACUCAACCCCUAGAGGCUGCGGAUGGCACGAUGAUUUACCCAAUGUCGAAGAGAAGAACCGUUGAAGAGGAGAUAAAACUAUACACCCCCAAAGACUACUCGGAAUUCCGGCCUGCCGAACAGAGGAACUUUUAUGGUUACGCGCUCGCGACACCAUCAAUGCUGGACUACCAGCCACCUCAAAGGCCAUUCCUGGAGCACAAAUCUAGUAGAAGCUCCAUCUUCACGGAGAACAUUGACGAUGAUGUUGAGGACGGAUUUAAGCGGCCAAAGAGUCGAGACCAGCCCACCAGUCGCCCGGUCUCCUCUUCCAAGCCCCAAGCUCAUCUUGAUGCUCAGGCUCAACCUGGAAACUCACUCCAAGCAGAUCCUAAAGCCAAAUUAGGCUCGAGGGUCUUCGAAGCAAUCCAAACCUUCAACAUGAGAGCCCGCAAGGGCGCUCGCUCGGUCCCAGAGACCCCGACUGCCGCGACUUCCCCUCUGAGUCCGCAAGAACUAGACUCAGCCUUCGAGAAGGUGUUAGAUUCCCUGAACAUCCCCCUCAACAUGCGGGACAAUAUGCGAAAUCUCAAGCCGGAUGUGAAGGCAGGCCUGAUGAAGGGUGAGCGUAUUGGCAGUGGCUCAUCCACGGCGUUAGCCUUAACUGAUAGCCAGGAGGCCAGCUCAGCAGCCAGGAACUCUCACAGGAAGGAGAAUGAGAGACCAAAGAGUGAGGGUGAGGGGGCUAAAGAGGCCAAGGAUGGCAGACGAUCCAGGUCGCGAUCCCGCCCGAGAAGUCGUAUCCUGACUUUGACCAGACGGGAGGAAGACUCUCCCCCCAAGCAAGACAGACCAAGUUCAUCCCUGAGAUCACGCAGCAAAUCCAGGAACAAAUCUGCCGACUUGACCGGCUCCAGACCGACCUUGGCGAAAGCCAUGGCCUCGACAGCGUCGCUGGCAUCCCUCAACCCGGCAGAGAGCGCCACCACUCCGGGCGAUUUCAUUCAUUACCUUCGGGAAGUGCAGAAGCCCGCACUAGUCGAAGUGAGCAAACUGCACAAGUUGAGGAUUCUCUUGAGGAAUGAAUCAAUCUCUUGGACCGAUCACUUCGUGAGCAAGGGCGGCAUGGACGAACUAGUCCAACUGUACUACCGCAUUUCAAAGAUCGAGUGGCGAGAAGAACAUGAAGACAACCUCCUUCACGAGGCGUUGUUGUGCCUGAAAGGGCUAUGUACGACCUCGCUUGCUCUACAACGUCUGCAGCAAGUGGAGCAUGAGUUCUUUCCUGUUCUCUUGCACAUGUUAUUUGAUCCCGAGAGAAAGGGUCCAUCAGAGUUCAAUACAAGAGGAGUCAUAAUAUCACUUCUUUUCGCUCAUUUGUCAGCGGACGUCGGCUCUAAUCAGGAGCUUGUUUAUGCACGAGCACAGACAAUCCUUGGGUUCCUCAGGGAUCCUGCACCGGAGGAUGGCAAGCAGCCGCUUGACUUUGUCUCACAAAUGCAUACUCCUCGUCCUUACCGAGUCUGGUGCAAAGAAGUUGUUAAUGUCACCAAGGAAGUGUUUUGGAUAUUUUUGCAUCAUCUCAACGUUAUCCCCAUUGUUGAGGUUGAUGAGUCGGUGGGAUAUUGUCAAGCACACUUCCCGCCUCCCCGACCACCCCACCCAGCAGCUCCGUACGUGGGAGGAGUUGAAUGGGAAGCGACGCAGUACCUCGCGACUCACCUGGACUUGUUGAAUGGGCUGAUUGCCUGCCUGCCAACGGCGAAAGACCGUAAUUCGUUGCGAGAGGAGUUAAAACAAUCCGGAUUCGAAAAAGUGAUGGGGGGCAGCCUUCGAACAUGCAAAGAAAAGUUCUACUCCGGAGUUCAUGAGGGUUUGAAGUGUUGGGUUGCAGCGGCCAAGACAGACGAGUGGCCAGUGGAAGACGUCAGAGCAGGGCCACCAAGGGAAACGGCAAGCCCCAAAAAGAGCCCAGUGAAGAAAACAACUGACGAACCUCCACAACUAGCAUUGAAUGUGGGUGCUGGCCGCGGUCAGGCAACAACAGUCGAUGACGGGUGGAUUUGA
This is a messenger RNA of Cladophialophora psammophila CBS 110553, 2616 nucleotides long. RefSeq lists its product as uncharacterized. The transcript has a single exon. The coding region runs from base 1 to 2616 and encodes 871 amino acids. Gene Ontology annotation, molecular function: actin binding; small GTPase binding. The record is from RefSeq and is a predicted model, not a curated record. Gene Ontology annotation, biological process: actin cytoskeleton organization. Lineage: Eukaryota; Fungi; Ascomycota; Eurotiomycetes; Chaetothyriales; Herpotrichiellaceae.